Molecule: messenger RNA, 3148 nt
Organism: Ahaetulla prasina
Lineage: Eukaryota; Metazoa; Chordata; Lepidosauria; Squamata; Colubridae
Product: complement factor H-like
Exons: 15
Coding region: 484-2745 (753 amino acids)
Source: RefSeq, a predicted model, not a curated record
AAGCCUCUGCAGCUUUGUCAAAUUCCUUUCAGAUUUCUCAGGGCAGGCAGGAAUCCAAGUUGUGACUUCAGCAAACUAAAUGAGACUUUGCUUGACUCAAAGUUGCUUGACUCAAGCAGGUCCUUUAUAUAGGCUGUGGGGUAUGGCUCCAUAACUCAGCACUUAUCCAGGCCUGCCCCUCCCUUCCUUCUACUGACGUCACCUCUCAGAUCUCCGGAAGCGAGGAUCUUCCCACUUUGAAUUGUUUUCUGCUGUUUGAGAAAGGGAGGGGUCAGAAGGCGUAGGCCCGAGCAAUUCCAAUCCGUGGCUGUCUUCCUCUGAUGGCUGAGCCAAAGGAACACACACCACAUCAGUGAGGUUUCCUAUCAAAAAGCAAAGCAACAAGCAAAAAGGAGAAAGGGAUGAUAGUAUCUUGGAGAAAUCAGAUGAAAUAGCCAAACUGCUGAUCUGAAUGUUAGUGGUUGGGAGAUUACCUGAACAACUAUGAAAGUCUGGCUGCUCCUGGUUGUUGCUUUUCUUCUCUGGACAGGCUGCUCUUCUCAAAAUGCAUGUGAAGAACCAGAUGAGAUUGACUUUGGGGAAAUUGUGAGCGCUGAGAAAGCCAAAUACCUGGAAAACGACCGAGUGCAAUACAGGUGCAACCCUGGCUAUGUCUUGGAAGGUCCUGAAUGGAUUCAGUGUCAGGGACAAGAAUGGACACCUCCUCCACCAAAAUGCUUGGCGCCCUGCAGUAUCACAAGACAACAGCUAGCAGCAAAAAACUUGUUUGUGUUUGGGAGUCCAAGAAAAGCUCGGCUUAUUCAAAGUAAUCAGAGACUACAAUUUCAGUGUAAUGAUGGGUAUGUGCUUGUAGUUCCAUCAGUCAGAAAGUGUAUUGAUGGUUACAUGGAUUUCCCAUUAUGUAUCUCUGAAAGAGGAAAAAACUGCGGGGAUCCACCGACGAUUGAGAACGGAGAUAUUAUUCCUUUAUUUGAGCAGCAAUACAGAUCUGGCUCUUCAGUAGAAUUCAGAUGCCAAAAGUAUUAUGCCAUGGAAGGCCAGACCAGAUCUUUUUGUGACAAUGGGACCUGGACAAAAGUGCCUGUUUGCCUCCAAAUUACAUGUAACUCUCCGAAUAUAUUGAACGGUUCUUUCCGACCUCAAAGAACUAUAUACUAUGAUGGGGAUCUAAUUCUAAUUCGGUGUGACAGUGGAUUUAUUUUUGAACCAGAUAAUGGAGAAAAGGUGGCUGAAUGCACAAAGAAUGGAUGGUCACCUCCACCAAAAUGUAUCAAUACUGAGGGAGGAUGCGGACCUCCACCUGCUGUGGACAAUGGAGACAUUGUGGAGACACUCAAGAAAAACUAUGUCGAGUCUGAAAGUGUAACUUAUCAGUGCCAAAAUUUCUACAUAAUGGAAGGAUCUGCAAGGGUGACUUGUCAAAAUGGCCAUUGGUCACGAGCACCAGCAUGUAGAGAUACUGAGGGAGGAUGCGGACCUCCACCUGCUGUGGACAAUGGAGACAUUGUGGAGACACUCAAGAAAAACUAUGUCGAGUCUGAAAGUGUAACUUAUCAGUGCCAAAAUUUCUACAUAAUGGAAGGAUCUGCAAGGGUGACUUGUCAAAAUGGCCAUUGGUCACGAGCACCAGCAUGUAGAGAUACUGAGGGAGGAUGUGGACCUCCACCUGCUGUGGAUAAUGGAGACAUUGUGGAGUCACUCAAGGAAAACUAUGUCGAGUCUGAAAGUGUAACUUAUCAGUGCCAAAAUCUCUACAUAAUGGAAGGAUCUGCAAGAGUGACUUGUCAAAAUGGCCAUUGGUCACGAGCACCAGCAUGUAGAGAUACUGAGGGAGGAUGUGGACCUCCACCUGCUGUGGAUAAUGGAGACAUUGUGGAGACACUCAAGAAAAACUAUGUCGAGUCUGAAAGUGUAACUUAUCAGUGCCAAAAUCUCUACAUAAUGGAAGGAUCUGCAAGAGUGACUUGUCAAAAUGGCCAUUGGUCACGAGCACCAGCAUGUAGAGAUGCAACGUGUCCCACAUCCCCUAUAGUUGAAAAUGCUGAAAUUACUGGGGAUACAAUGAAGAAGUACAUGAAUGGCGAGAAAAUAAAUUAUCGGUGCAAUGAUGGUUUUGAAAUAUCUGGAUCAGCUGUUGUAACAUGUAGACAAAAUAACUGGUCGCGCUUGCCAAGAUGUGUAGAUGUAAGAUGUUCUUCUCCCCCUGAAAUUCAAAAUGGUCAGAUUAUUGGUGAAAUAAAGGAAAAGUAUUUGCCCCGGGAGAAGGUGCAGUAUCGAUGCAACACAGGUUAUACUCAUCUUCGAUCUCCUUUCAUUACAUGUUCGAAGAAUGGUUGGACACAAACACCAAAUUGUACAGAUAUUGGGGAAAACUGUGGACGGCCACCUCACGUGGAGAAUGGAGACAUUACAGACUUAUCCAAGCCAAUCUAUUUACAUUCUGAACGUGUAAUUUAUCAGUGCCAAAAUUUCUAUACAAUAGAAGGUUCUCCAAACGUGACUUGUCAAAAGGGUCGUUGGUCACAAACACCAACAUGUAGAGCGGCUUGUACAGUAAGUAAAGAAGAUAUGAGAGAACACAAUAUAAGGCUGAAGUGGAGAUAUGGGGAUAAAAUAUAUUCUGAGGAUGGAAAUACAGUGGAAUUUGUAUGUUUAAUAGGCUAUAAACAACAUCCAAAUACCAGAUCAUUAAGAGUUAAUUGUGUGGAUGGGAAAUUUGACUAUCCGUAUUGCAUUCCUAUCUAACUAAAUGAACAGCAGAACGUGUACACCAUUCUUUGAACCAGAAGAUGAAUGUCAAAAAUCAUUUAUCAUUCUCCUAAAAUUUGAUCACAUUAAAGUGUAUUGUCUAUAGCUAUCAACAAUGUAUCUUAACCUAAAAGUCUACUUUGUAAAAACCAAAUUUUACCAACUGGGAAAAAGUGAACAUUUAAAAACAAGUCUAUAGACUAUCUUUAAGGAAGAUACAUCUAGAAUGAGGAAUUUUCAUUUUCUUUAAUAUACAUUUCAUUUGUAAACAUUUGAUUAAUCUGAAUUAUCAGUCAGCAGGCCAUUUUAACCCAAUAAAAAUAGAUAAUUGUAAUUAAUAUUUUUAGCUUAUAGAUGUGCUGAGUUCUUUAAAAAAUAAAAAUAAAUAAAUGUUUUUUUC